AUGACGGCCGCGCCUCGUUCGCAAAUGACGCCCGACGACGACGACGUCGGUACAACAUUCUUGCUCUCCAGAAUGGACGGCCACACGCAUACAACACAAGAACAGCCCGCGGGAUCGCCGCUGAGCUCAGACAACGACAACGACUCGCUGUUCAAGACCAAGACGACACCUCUCACAUCCGCCUCUUCGCCCUCGCUCUCACUCAUGCCACCACCACUUCCCCAGCGGGACGCUCGCCGCAAGUCAUGCUUCCUCGACGCCAUGCUCGAUCCCAAGACAGCACUCUCUGUAGACAUGACAGUCACGCCAACAACCAGCAAAGCCGCAUUGACCAGCGCCAUAACCAGCCCGCCCACGCCACUCGACGUCUACCUCUCGUCUGAAGAGGACGCCUCGUCGCUGGGCGACCUGUCCGACUUUGACUUUGAUAGCGACGAGUUUGACGACUACGGCGGCGAGUUCGAAGAGGCAACGGCCACGUCCGCUGCCGUCAUUGCGCGGACCUCGACCAACAACAGCGCUCCGGCCGCCGUCGCCACGAACACCACAUCGGCCACGGCCUCAUUACAAAACAACAGCACAGCUGCAGCUACAACAGCAACACACACUCGUCGCCAUAGCCACGACAUUGCCCGCGUUGUCUCGGUUGUGUAUGCGGGCAAGCCGUCGCUCGUCGACUUGGGCGUGGAGCGUGAAGCUCGCCGGCAAUCGCUCCAUAACGCCCGCAGCCCCUCGUCGUCGGCAUCCUCGGUCGUGCUCUCUGAGACGCGGCCGUCGACGUCGAGCGGCGGCUCGAUGUUGUCAACAGCACCCAGCAGCACUGUCAGCCCUGCCAAGCACCAGCAAAAGCGCAACAGCUCUUCUUCGGCCAGCAUGGGCAGCAUCAGUAUCGGUGGCCUGGGUGGCAAUGGCAUGCUGGCAUCAUUUAGUGCACGCAAAUUGGCCUUGACAGCAGCCGCCGUGACGGCGACGACCAAUGCCAAUACGGCUAGUGUGGGCCGGAGUCGCGCCCCGGUGCUGCCCUCGUUGAAAACGACCGCGACCGUGGCCGCUGUGCCCUCGCCGACUGCGCCUGGGAGUGCUGUCGAUGCGAUUGCGGCCGUGUCUGCCCCCAUCAUGGCGGCACCUGCCCGGUCGUACACUACGUCGGUUCUGGUGGCUGGCGGCGAGUCGACGGUGGCUGCAUCGUCGCCCCGGACACCGACAUUUGGCACCGCUGGCCUGCUGCGCGGUAUGACGCGCUCGCUUAGAGUGAGCAGUCGUCGUGGCCUCGGCCGCCGCGAGUCCAUGGUCGAAAAGGUGCCAACGCCUACGUCGGCAACGGCCGUAUCGCCCAGUCUUCUUCUUGACACACCCGGCAACCGCAAGUCCCUGGCCCUGUCGGUCGUUUCGUCAAUGACAUUGAUGAACGCCCCUCCCCCUGGCCCGCCUAAUGAGGACGGCUUUGACGGCAACGACAGCAUGGCUGCUACCACUCCAAGACGACUGGCCACGCCCACUGACCUUGUCGUCUCCAGGAAGAGCUCGGGCGGCAGCUUCCUCGGCAACCUGGCAGGUCGGCGCAGGAGCUUGAGGUUGCUGUAG
Messenger RNA from Sporothrix brasiliensis 5110, 1584 nucleotides. RefSeq lists its product as uncharacterized. The record is from RefSeq and is a predicted model, not a curated record. The transcript has a single exon. The coding region runs from base 1 to 1584 and encodes 527 amino acids. NCBI's taxonomy places the organism in Eukaryota, Fungi, Ascomycota, Sordariomycetes, Ophiostomatales, Ophiostomataceae.